CGGGGUUAUACCCCUGGGGGGGGGGCGCGUGCAGUGCGGCCGGGGGUCCAGCACAGUCGGGAUGGGCAGGCUCGGCAGCGCCGGGCUUGGGAGGGGCGGAGCCCCGGAGCCAGGCUGAAGAAAGAGCCGGUUUCCUUUUCCUUUUCCUGACUUUGAGGCAUCGCUACGGGUUUUCUUUUCGGUUUCCAUUUCUUGUGACUAAACCAAGAAAGCGAAAGUUCCCCCGGGGCGAACAUCUAUUUAAAUCCCAGGCUGAGAGGCAGAGGGAGCGAUCUCCCAACAGCCGCCGCAGCUCCGGGCAAGCCCAGGUCUCCAGUCGCCCCAGCCCAGCCAGCUCUCGCCUGCAGACAUGAGUGAGGCGCCCAAAGACUCUCUGGAGGCCGCCCUGAAGCAGCUGAGCUGUCCCUUUACGUGGCAUUUAUUCGAGGAGGAGCCCACGCUCAAGAACCUGGAGGAGAAGAUCUCGAACGGGCUGGGGUUUUCCUGCCCGCAGACCGGAGCGUCGGGCCACAACCUCCUGGCCUACCUGAAGCACCUGCAGGGGUGCGACGAGGAGGCCCUGAGCUGCCUCCGGCGAGCGGAGGAGCUGACGCGGCAGGAGCACCCGGGCCAGGCCGACGCCAGGAACCUGGUCACGUGGGGCAGCUACGCCUGGCUCUACUACCGCCUGGGCCGGCGGAAGGAGUCGCGGGCCUACUUGGACAAGGUGGCGCAGACGUGCGGGAGGCUGGCCAGCCCCUACAGAAUCGACUGUCCGGAGAUGGACUGCGAGGAGGGCUGGGCCAGGCUCAAGUGCGGCGGUCCCCACGCGGAACGCGCCAAGGCCUGUUUCGAGCGGGCCUUGGAGAGGGAUCCGAGCCGUCUGGAGCUUCAGGUGGGCCGCGCCGUUGCCACCUGUGUCCAGGAGGAGGCCAGGGCCUGGAAGAACCAGUCUCCGGACCUCCUGAGGCAGGCCCUCGCGCUGGAUCCUGGCAACGAUUACCUCAAGGUGGUCCUGGCCUUGAAACUCCAGAAAAUGAAAGACGAGGCGGAGGGAGAAAAGUUAGUGGAAGAAGCCUUGGCAGGAGCCCCGUCUGUGGGCGUCUUGCGGCUGGCCGCCAAAUUCUACCGGAAGCGCGGGUCCAUGGACAAGGCCCUGGAAGUCUUUAAGGAGGUGAUGGAGCGCCAGCCCCCCACCAGCUCGCUCUACCACCAGAUUGGCUGCUGCUACCGGACCCUGGCCAACCAACUCCUGCAACAGCCCAAGGUCGCUGGGACCCGAGAGAAGGUGCUGGAGCUGAGGAACCUGGCCCUGGAGUACUUGGAGAAAGCCGUGGGGGAGAGCGGCUGCUACCCCAACAUGUACUCCGACCUCGCUUCCAUGUACGCCGCGCUCGGCCAGCAGGAGAAGGCGGAAGCCAUCUUCCAGAAGGUGCUGAGGAUGGGGCACCUCACGGACGGGGAGAAACAGCAGCUCCACCAGCGUUAUGGGAGCUUCCAGGAGAUUUUCCGGGGCCAGGAGGACGUCGCCAUCCACCAUUAUCUGGAAGGUGUGAAGAUAAAAGAAAAAUCCAUGGAAUAUGAGAAAAUAAUGUCCAAGCUGCACGAGUUGGCGGCUCACCAGGGAGACCGGAAGCCGUCCUCCUUGCAGGGCUGGCGGCUGCUGGGCUUCUUGGCCAAGCAGAAGGAGGAGGAGCAGCUGGCCAUGGAGCAUUACGAGAAGGCUCUGGGCAUUCUGCUCCAGCACUUCCCCUCAGGCAUCGGGAGUCUCUUUCCCGUGCCUCCCCCUCCGGAAGCAGAGAGAGUGCCCGGUGACCAAGAGGCGAACGCUGCCGACCCAGACGGAGGGGUGUCCGGCCCCCCCUCCCGAGGCUCUCCCGAGGGGACUGACAUUGCACUCCUUCGUGAAGGAUGACGAUCAGGAAGACUGAGGGCCCGGACGAUCAGCGCCAUCGGGGUGUGAUGGACCAGACCGCUGGCCGGGCGCUGACCGCUGGCUUCUGGGCGGACUGGUCCCAGCCACAGGCUGUCAUUUUCUUGGUGACUUGAGGGCCCUUGGGCUGCCAUGGAUUUCUUCAUUUUCUCCGCUCCCACCCCGGUGCCAUCGGCACAUGGCUCCGAAUCUGUAUGGCCUUAUCCAGCCCAGCGUUUGAGCAACCUCCCAGUGUGAGUUAUUUAUUCCUCGGCAGCCCUUCAUCGCACCUUCCUCCGGCAGCCCUCUGGCCUGUGUCCACAAGCUGCUCGUGCUGCUUCUGCUCAUCUUCCUCCUCUGGGCUCACCUGCCUCCCCGUACCCGGAAGCCCACACUUCUCAUUUCCUGUCCUUAUGGCCCAGCAGCCGGAGAGAGCUUCCUUCCCCUAAGUCCUGACCAGCCCUUAUCCACAGCUCUCCCGUCCCUCUGGUUUGCUCAGUGCUGUUCACCUAAAGUUCUCCCCUCCUGUUCCCAAUCUCCACUCCUUAGGGCAGUGCAAGUACACAGUAGAUGAUUAAUAAAUGCUUGUUGAUUGACAA
Antechinus flavipes (yellow-footed antechinus) is the source of this 2490-nucleotide messenger RNA. RefSeq names its product interferon-induced protein with tetratricopeptide repeats 2-like. The record is from RefSeq and is a predicted model, not a curated record. Gene Ontology annotation, molecular function: protein binding. Gene Ontology annotation, biological process: defense response to virus. Bases 350 to 1894 code for a protein of 514 amino acids. NCBI's taxonomy places the organism in Eukaryota, Metazoa, Chordata, Mammalia, Dasyuromorphia, Dasyuridae. The transcript is spliced from 2 exons. Gene Ontology annotation, cellular component: cytosol.